Messenger RNA from Neofelis nebulosa (Clouded leopard), 4359 nucleotides. RefSeq names its product collagen type XX alpha 1 chain (gene COL20A1). NCBI's taxonomy places the organism in Eukaryota, Metazoa, Chordata, Mammalia, Carnivora, Felidae. Gene Ontology annotation, molecular function: protein binding. The record is from RefSeq and is a predicted model, not a curated record.
AUGGUCCACGACCUCGUCUCCCACAGGCGGUGCGCCACGAGUGCCCUUGUGUGCCCCCACCUCGGGGUCUGCCUCUGGCUGUGGCUGGGUGUUGCCGUGGGACUCGGCCAGAGACAAGAGAGCGGCCGCCUGAGGCUGGCGGUGCUGCCUGAGGACCGGCUGCAGAUAAAGUGGUCGGAGUCGGAGGGGAGCAGCCUUGGCUUGGUGCAGGUGAAGCCCGUGGCAGGGGACGCGGAGCAGGAUGUGAUGCUGACCACGAAGGCCCCCAAGGCCACGGUGGGGGGCCUGAGCCCCUCCAAGGGCUACACCGCGCAGAUCUUCCGGCUUACUGGCUCAGGGAUCACCCUGCUGGCUCAGAGGGAGUUUGUGAUAGAGGAGCUGAAGAGGCCCCUGGGGGCAGCCCCGGAGCCCACGCCCUCCCACGUGGGGACCCCAGCCCCGGAGCCCCCAGUCGCCUCGUCCCCGAGCCAAGACCUGCCCACUCUUGGCGGCUCCCGGUGGGAUGAGGGACUGCUCGGUGAGGAGCAGCGCCCGCCCAGGGGCCCCGGGGGCAAGGCCCCUUCUCAGCCCACCAAAGACCUGGAGAGGCAGAGCCACCCCAGGGCCCCGGAGGGAAAGACCGAGAAGCCAGCCAGCCCCCAGUUCCGCUGCACACCCCCUACACCUGUGGACAUGAUCUUCCUGGUGGACGGGUCCUGGAGUAUCGGCCACAGCCACUUCCAGCAGGUCAAAGAUUUCCUGGCCAGCGUCAUCGAGCCCUUUGACAUCGGGCCGGAUAAAGUCCAAGUCGGCCUGACUCAGUACAGUGGAGACCCCCAGACUGAGUGGGAUCUCAGCACCUUCGGCGCCAAGGAGGACGUGCUGGCUGCUGUCCGCAGCCUCCGCUACAAAGGGGGAAACACGUUCACAGGCCUGGCCCUGUCACACGUGCUGGAGCAGAACCUGCGGCCGGGGGCGGGGUCCCGUCCAGAGGCGGCCACGGUGGUGAUUCUGGUGACGGACGGCAAGUCCCAAGAUGAUGCCCGUGCCGCUGGCCGUGCCCUCAAGGACCUGGGUGUUGACAUCUUUGCUGUGGGCGUGAAGAACGCGGACGAGGCCGAGUUACAGCUCCUGGCGUCCCGGCCGCUGGACAUCACCGUCCACAAUGUGCGGGACUUUCCCCAGCUGGGCACCUUGGCCGGCUUGCUCAGCCGCCUCAUCUGCCAGAAGGUCCAGGGCAGGAGCAGGGCCCCGGUUACAUCGACCGCGGGCAGCCCCUCCUCCCCGGACACCCUCUUCACACCCACCAGCCUGGUCGUGACCCAGGUGACCUCCUCCAGCGUCCACCUGUCCUGGACUCCAGGCCCCCAGCUGCCCCUCAAGUAUCGGAUCGUGUGGCAGCCUUCCAAGGGUGGCGCCCCCAGGGAGGUUGUGGUGGAGGGGCCCGCCUCGUCCACGGAGCUUCACAACCUGACGGCCGGCACGCAGUACUUGGUGUCUGUGCUCCCUGUCCUCCGGGCUGGGUUCGGAGAGGGCCUGAGGCGCCUCGUGACCACAGCGCCUCUGCCUCCGCCCCAGGCGCUGGCCCUGGCCGCAGUGACACCCAGGACCAUCCGCCUCACCUGGCAGCCGUCGGCCGGGGCCACACGGUACCUGGUGCGGUGCCUGUCGGCCUCCGCCAAGGGCCAAGAGGAGGGGAGAGAGGUGCGGGUGGGGCAGCCCGAGGUGCUGCUGGACGGCCUGGAGCCCGGCAGGGACUAUGAUGUCUGGGUACAGAGCCUGCGAGGGGCCGAGGCCAGCAAGGCUCGGGGCAUCCGUGCCAGGACCUCCACCCUCGCGCCCCCCGGACACCUCAGCUUCUCAGAUGUGAGUCACGACUCAGCCCGUGUUUCCUGGGAGGGCGUCUCAAAGCCCGUGCGUCUGUUCAGGAUCAGCUUUGCCUCCAGUGACGGCAGCCAUUCAGGGGAGGUGGAGGCUCCCAGCAACGCCACCUCGGCCACCGUGGGCCCUCUGUCCUCCUCCACUGCAUAUUCUGUCCGCGUCACCUGCCUCUACCCCGGGGGCAGUUCUUCCGUGCUGACCGGCCGCCUGACUACGCGGAAAGUCCCCAGCCCGAGCCAGCUCUCGGUGACAGAGCUCCCUGGGGACGAGGUUCGACUGGAGUGGACGGCCGCAGCGGCUUCCGGCGUCCUUGUGUACCAGAUCAAGUGGACGCCCCUGGGAGACGGGAAGGCCCACGAGAUCUUUGUCCCAGGGCACCGGGACGUGGCAGUCCUGCCUGGCCUGCGAAGCCACUUGGAGUACGAGAUCACCAUCCUGGCCUACUACAGGGACGGGGCCCGCAGCGACCCGGUGUCCCUCCGCUACACCCCCCCGCACCAGAGCCCGCCCUCUGACCUGGCCCUGGCGUCCAAGUCACCCGACAGCCUGCAAGUCAGCUGGACCCCUCCGAGCGGCCACGUCCUCCACUACCGGCUCACCUACGUGCCAGCCUCGGGCUCAGGGCCCGAGAAGUCGAUCUCUGUUCCAGGACUCAGCAAUCACGUGACGCUCCCCAACCUGCUGGCAGCCAGCAAGUACAGGGUCCUGGUCUCCGCGGUCUAUGGAGCCGGAGAGAGCAGGCCUGUGUCUGCCAUAGGCCACACGGCAGCCUGCCCCGCCCUCAGCCCAGAUGGCUCCCUCUCAGGCUUUGACCUAAUGGCGGCCUUUGGUCUGGUGGAAAAGGAGUAUGCGUCCAUCCGCGGCGUCGCCAUGGAGCCCUCGGCAUUCGGCCGCGCCAGGACCUUCACACUCUUCAAGGAUGCCCAGCUGACGCGCCGGGCCAGCCCUCAGCAUGCCCUGGGAGCCCCAGCACUGGCACAGAACCCCUCUGAGCACUCCCCUCCCGACAAGCUCGGUGACGUCCACCUGGCCGCCCUCCCACCGGAACACACGGCCGUCUUCCUCCUGCGUCUGCUGCCCGAGACACCCCGCGAGACCUUCGCGCUGUGGCAGAUGACGGCCGAGCACUCCCAGCCCAUCCUAGGGGUCUUGCUGGAUGCCGGCAGGAAGUCUCUGACCUACUUCAACCACGACCCCAGGGCCACCUUGCAAGAGGCCACCUUUGACCUGCCCGAAGUGAGGAGGAUAUUCUUUGGGAGCUUCCACAAGGUGCAUGUGGCUGUGGGCCGCUCCAAGGUCAGGCUCUAUGUGGACUGCCGGAAGGUGGCUGAGAGGCCCAUGGGGGAGGCAGGCAGCCCACCUGUUACUGGCUUCGUCAUGCUGGGACGGUUGGCCAAGGCCCGCGGGCCCCGGAGCAGUUCAGCCACGUUCCAGCUCCAGACGCUGCAGAUCGUGUGCAAUGACUCCUGGGCGGAGGAAGACAUGUGCUGUGAGCUCCCUGCGUCGAAGGAUGGAGAGACCUGCCCUGCCUUCUCUUCCUCUUGUGCCUGUUCCUCGCAGACCCCGGGGCCCCCGGGGCCCCAGGGACCUCCGGGCCUCCCCGGAAGGAACGGAGUCCCAGGAGAACAGGGCUUCCCAGGCCCCAGGGGAGAGCCCGGGCCACCUGGACAGACGGGACCUGAGGGUCCUGGGGGUCAGCAGGGGUCGCCAGGGACCCAGGGCCGAACCGUGCAGGGGCCUGUGGGUCCGCCAGGGGUCAAAGGAGAGAAGGGGGACCACGGAGCCCCGGGUUUGCAGGGCCAUCCUGGUCACCAGGGCCCUCCCGGGAAGGUCGGCCUCCAGGGACCUAAGGGAAUGAGGGGUCUGGAGGGGAGUGCUGGCCUGCCUGGACCUCCGGGCCCGAGGGUAGGUCCUCCUGAGAGGCUCCCCCCACUUCCUAGGGCCGAUCAGGGCUUCCAGGGCACGGCGGGGGCCAGGGGUUCCGGAGGGCAGAGAGGACUCCCGGGGCCUGUGGGGCUCACGGGGCUGCCGGGGCCCAAAGGGGAGCGAGGAGAGAAGGGGGAGCCGCAGUCCCUGGCCACCAUCUACCAGCUCGUGAACCAGGCCUGCGAGUCUGCCAUCCAGACUCACGUGCUGAAGUUCCACCAUGAGAGCGCCAGGGCCCCCAGGCCCAUCUUGCAGGCCCUCGGACACCCCAGCUCUCACGGUGAGGCCUGGCUCCCUGGAAGAGGAGGACGAGACGGCCCCCACCCUGAGGACGGAGGUGAGCCCGGAGCCCUCGGUCAGAGGAGCAGCCCUCGGCUGAAAGGGAGUGAGUCUCCCGGACCCCUGGGGGGAACGGGACGGCCCCCGUGCUGCCCGGAGUGACCCUGCCCCUCCCUGGACCCUGCAGGAGGAGCCUGGAAAGCGAGUCCCGGGAGGAGCCUGGAGGCAGAAGGUGGGGGUGGGGGGCCUUCCCUCUGUACUGUUUCCACACUCAGAUAAAGUACAGCGUGCUCA